Molecule: messenger RNA, 2395 nt
Organism: Dermacentor albipictus
Lineage: Eukaryota; Metazoa; Arthropoda; Arachnida; Ixodida; Ixodidae
Source: RefSeq, a predicted model, not a curated record
UCUCGCGCUAAGCUCAGGCGGAAGGAAGGGGUCAAUCACCGUGCCUCCAAGUGCGAGAGAAAAAUUCACCUCCGGCGUAUCAACGACGCGACGCGUCAUGACCUAACGGUGGACCCACGGUCCGGGCCAGGGGAGACCAGCACGGGACUCGCUUCACAAAUCGGCGCCUCCUAGAGGAAGAGCGGCGAAGUAUACAGCAUGCCGGAGGAAGAGGAAGACGACGACAAAAAGGCCAAGGGCAAGAAAGACGACAAGAAGGCCAGCAAAGGUAAAAAGGAUGGCAAGAAAGGAGGCAAAGACAAGGGAGGAAAGGACGCCAAAGACAAGGGUGGCAAGGACAAAGGAGGAAGCAAAGGCGGAAGCGUCAAAGCGAGCGGCGCCGAAGUGGGUGGCAACAAGGACAAGAAAGAAAAACACCCCAGCAACAAAGAGUCGAUCAAGAGUCCCCCGCAGAAAUGGGAAAAGGAACCCAAGCUGGGACCCAGCAAAGAGUCGAUCAAGAGUCCCCCGCAGAAAUGGGAAAAGGAACCCAAGCUGGGACCCAGCAAAGAGUCGAUCAAGAGUCCCCCAGAGAAAUGGGAAAAGGAACACAAGCUGGGACCCGAGAAGGACAAGCCAUCAGAGAAGGGAGGCGAGAAGCCGGCGGAAGGAGCCAAGGAUGACAAGGCCAAGUUUGCCGCGAUAUUCAAAGCCGCGGAGGAGGCCAGUAAGAAGAGUAGCGGCGCAAUUCCGUCGGCUUCGAAGGAGAAAGCGGGCAAGCCCGAAGGCGCCGAGAAGGCUGAGAAGUCUUCCAUCAAGAGCGCCGCGUCCGUGGAGAAGACCCUGACGGAGACAUCGAAGACCGAGACGAGCGACAAGUCGUCCGUGCGCUCCGACAUCAAGAGCGAAGUAUCCGAGGUGGCGUUAGACCUCAAGAAGAAACCGUCCGUCAAGGCCCCCAAGGCAGACGAGCAGGCUGCCUCGAUGACCGUGGUUCGAACGCUGACGGCCCGGGGUCCGGUGUACGCCGAGCACCACUACGACGACGAGACGGACUACGACGACGGGAGCCGGAACUACAUCGAGAUCCAGAUGUUCGGCCGUCGACACUCGGCAAGCCACGUCGACCCGUCGUCGCAGGGGGGACAGGCCUGGAACCAGUGCCACUACGACGCGGCGCAGCAGCCGGUCUCCGAAGCCCUCGCCGCCCAGAGGACGACCGUCUCGUACGCCGGCUACGGCUCCGACGCGGGACACGUGCAAGCCGGCAGCCGCUGGACGUCCAACCAGCAGUUCUUCUCCGGCGCCGAUCCCGGAGGCGAGCAACGCGCUGACUACGGCGACCUCACCGUGUCCGUGUGGCAGGCGCCUCCGCAGCAGCAGAGCGACUUCUGCCGCGACGUGGCGGGCGUGCCGCACACGACUCAGUACACUUCGCCCAGGGAACUCAGAGCAGCUGCUCGCCUGGAGGCGGCGAGGAACGCGAUGGACGCGGCGAGGAAUGCGAUGAUCGCGCACAAGCUCAGGGAAAUGCAGCAGGGUCUGGCGGUGCCGCUGCCGGACGACGCGGUGACCACGGAGCGCGUAAUUUACGAAGUGACGCACGGUCGACCGAGUAGCCCGGAGUCGCCGGCGACACCGCCGUACCACGCUUCCAGCGGGCCCCUCGUCGUACGCAGUAGCCAGUUCUACGGUGCGCCCGGCGUCAGCCAGGCCAUUGUUCGACACGAGACGCGGCAGUCGAGCGCCACGCGCCUCCAGACCGCGAGCCCCCCACUGCAAGUGCGCGCCGACAGCAGCCACGGCGCCAUCUACAGCGCGGCCCCCGGCCCGAGCUCGAUGCACGGAAGCUCGCACGGCUUCCGCGGCCCAGCCGCGGCCCAGCCCGUGUCGCUCCGAUUGAGCAAGAGCGUCGGCGGCGUCGAGCCCCUGCAGGCCAAGGCGGCGGACAUCAUCAGGCAGCAGGCGAGCAUCAUCGAGCGCCAGUCGAACAUCAUCAACCGGCAGUCGAGCAUCAUCGAGCAGCAGCUGAACCUGGUGGACGCCACGCUCAGAGGGGGCGUGGCAUCCGCGGGCGGCGCCCAGCACCGGGAGGCGUACCACGUGACGCAGGUCGUGCCGCAGGAGUUCGGCGUGCCGGCGCUUCCCGGGGCGCAGGCGGAGGGCGACGCGUACGACGACGACGAGAUGAUCGUCAACGUCGAGGUCGUCGAGACGAAUCGAAUGUCCAGGAACCCUUGGAACCGUCGCUAAUGACGCCGGCAGGAGCGUAGGGUUCCACGCACCUAUCCCCAUCCCUGCACCGGUGUUGGCGCUUCGGAACAAACGAAGCAGCCCGUUCACUCGCUCUUCACGAGCAUCAUGUUGCAGUUUUUUUUUAUUGCGUUCGAAUAAAAAUUCGCUUCAUACAAUGUGU